This is a messenger RNA of Eubalaena glacialis (North Atlantic right whale), 2479 nucleotides long. It is a transcript of the gene EXOC6, whose product is annotated as exocyst complex component 6. Gene Ontology annotation, cellular component: membrane; exocyst. The coding region runs from base 7 to 2424 and encodes 805 amino acids. The transcript has 23 exons. NCBI's taxonomy places the organism in Eukaryota, Metazoa, Chordata, Mammalia, Artiodactyla, Balaenidae. The record is from RefSeq and is a predicted model, not a curated record. Gene Ontology annotation, biological process: Golgi to plasma membrane transport; exocytosis; intracellular protein transport.
GCCAAGAUGGCGGAGAGCGGCGAAGGUCUGGGCACCGUUCCGGAGCACGAGCGGAUCUUGCAGGAGAUCCAGAGCACCGACACCGCCUGCGUGGGGCCCACCCUCCGGUCUGUGUAUGAUGACCAACCAAAUGCACACAAGAAGUUUAUGGAAAAGUUAGAUGCUUGUAUCCGUAAUCAUGACAAGGAAAUUGAAAAGAUGUGUAAUUUUCAUCAUCAGGGUUUUGUAGAUGCUAUUACAGAACUCCUUAAAGUAAGGACUGAUGCAGAAAAACUGAAGGUGCAAGUUACUGAUACCAACCGAAGAUUUCAAGAUGCUGGAAAGGAGGUGAUAGUCCAAACAGAAGAUAUUAUUCGAUGUAGAAUUCAGCAGAGGAAUAUUACAACUGUAGUAGAAAAAUUGCAGUUAUGCCUUCCAGUGCUGGAAAUGUACAGUAAACUGAAAGAACAGAUGAGUGCAAAAAGGUAUUAUUCUGCCCUAAAAACUAUGGAACAAUUAGAGAAUGUGUAUUUUCCCCGGGUUAGUCAAUACCGGUUUUGUCAGCUAAUGAUAGAAAAUCUUCCUAAGCUCCGUGAAGAUAUUAAAGAAAUCUCCAUGUCUGAUCUCAAAGACUUUUUGGAAAGCAUUCGCAAACAUUCUGACAAAAUAGGUGAAACAGCAAUGAAACAGGCACAGCAGCAGAAACUCUUCAGUGUUAUUCUGCAGAAGCAAAAUAAUGUAAAAUUUGGGAAGACUAUGUAUAUAAAUGAUAGAAUUCCAGAAGAAAGGAAUGAAAUUGUAUUGAAACCUGUAUUUGAGGAAGAGGAUGAGAAUGAAGAGGAGGUCUUAACUGUUCAGGAUCUUGUUGAUUUUUCCCCUGUUUACCGAUGUUUGCACAUUUAUUCUGUUCUGGGUGAUGAGGAAACAUUUGAAAAUUAUUACCGCAAACAAAGAAAGAAACAGGCAAGACUGGUAUUGCAACCCCAGUCAAAUAUGCAUGAAACAGUUGAUGGCUAUAGAAGAUAUUUCACUCAAAUUGUAGGGUUCUUUGUGGUGGAAGAUCACAUUUUACAUGUGACCCAAGGAUUAGUAACCAGGGCAUACACUGAUGAACUUUGGAACAUGGCCCUCUCAAAGAUAAUUGCUGUCCUUAGAGCUCAUUCAUCUUAUUGCACUGAUCCUGAUCUUGUUCUGGAACUGAAGAAUCUCAUUGUAAUAUUUGCAGAUACUUUGCAGGGUUAUGGUUUUCCAGUGAACCGACUUUUUGACCUUUUAUUUGAAAUAAGAGAUCAAUACAAUGAAACACUGCUUAAAAAAUGGGCUGGAGUUUUCAGGGACAUUUUUGAAGAAGAUAAUUAUAGUCCCAUCCCUAUUGUUAAUGAAGAAGAAUAUAAAACAGUCAUCAGUAAAUUUCCCUUUCAAGAUCCAGACCUUGAAAAGCAAUCUUUCCCAAAGAAACUGCCCAUGUCUCAAUCAGUGCCUCAUAUUUAUAUUCAAGUUAAAGAAUUUAUUUACGCCAGCCUUAAAUUUUCAGAGUCAUUACACCGGAGCUCAACAGAAAUAGAUGAUAUGCUUAGAAAAUCAACAAAUCUGCUGCUGACCAGAACUUUGAGUAGCUGUUUACUGAAUCUUAUUAAAAAACCUCACAUAGGUUUGACAGAGCUAGUGCAAAUCAUUAUAAACACCACACACCUGGAACAAGCUUGCAAAUACCUUGAGGACUUUAUAACUAACAUUACAAAUAUUUCUCAAGAAACUGUUCAUACCACAAGACUUUAUGGGCUCUCUACUUUUAAGGAUGCCCGACAUGCAGCAGAAGGAGAAAUAUAUACCAAACUUAAUCAGAAAAUUGAUGAAUUUGUUCAGCUUGCUGAUUAUGACUGGACAAUGUCUGAGCCAGAUGGAAGAGCUAGUGGUUACUUAAUGGAUCUUAUUAAUUUUUUGAGAAGCAUCUUUCAAGUGUUUACUCAUUUGCCUGGGAAGGUUGCCCAGACUGCUUGCAUGUCAGCCUGCCAGCAUCUGUCAACAUCAUUAAUGCAGAUGCUCCUGGACAGUGAGUUAAAACAGAUAAGCAUGGGAGCCGUUCAGCAAUUUAACUUAGAUGUCAUACAGUGUGAAUUGUUUGCCAGCUCUGAGCCCGUGCCAGGAUUCCAAGGGGAUACUCUGCAGCUAGCAUUCAUUGACCUCAGACAACUCCUUGACCUGUUUAUGGUUUGGGAUUGGUCUACUUAUCUAGCUGAUUAUGGUCAGCCAGCUUCUAAGUACCUUCGGGUGAAUCCAAACACAGCCCUUACUCUUUUGGAGAAGAUAAAGGAUACUAGCAAAAAGAACAAUAUAUUUGCUCAAUUCAGGAAGAAUGAUCGAGACAAACAGAAGUUGAUAGAGACAGUCGUGAAACAGCUGAGAAGUUUGGUGAAUGGGAAAAAAGGCAAAACUAAUAUAUAAAUCAGGUCAAAAAUUGUCUAUGAAAAAAAAAAUUGUCUAUGAAACUGAUUGUGUA